This is a messenger RNA of Botrytis deweyae, 1797 nucleotides long. RefSeq lists its product as uncharacterized. Bases 104 to 1441 code for a protein of 445 amino acids. Lineage: Eukaryota; Fungi; Ascomycota; Leotiomycetes; Helotiales; Sclerotiniaceae. The record is from RefSeq and is a predicted model, not a curated record. The transcript is spliced from 6 exons.
ACACCUUUUUCACAUUCUUUAUUCUUUGUUUUGUUUUUCUUGCAGCAUGAUAAGGUUCGUUCUUUACAAAUCGUAUUAAUUAAUUGACGACUUGACGUUCAAAAUGAUGCUGUCGAGGCUUUUCGCUCUCUUAGGGCUAUCAAUCCUUGCUUCGGUCCGGGCUGAAAGUUCUAGUACGGAGGGUUCAAUUGCGGAUAGCUCUUCCACGGCUUCAGCGUCAAAAACAAGCUUUGUUUCAUCGGCAUCAACCACAAGUUCAUCGAUAAGCGCUUCGAAGACGGCUGUCACGACGCAUGUUGUAUCAGUUGGUGCAGAUGGCCUCAAUUACGAUCCUAGAGAAUUAACGGCGGAUGUUGGAGAUAUUAUUGAAUUUCGCUUUUAUCCAUUAAAUCAUUCUGUGGCGAGAGCAGAAUACAAACAACCAUGUAUACCAUACGAAGACACUGGGGCAGGAAAGAUUGGAUUCUGGAGUGGUUUCGAACCUACUGCUAUUGUCUCGAAUAAUCCGCCUAUAUUUAACUUACGCAUUAACGACACGGAACCUAUAUUCUUCUAUUGUUCCGCUCCUGGUGCUUGUCAAGAGGGUAUGGUUGGGGUUAUAAAUGCCAAUGCUACGCAAACCUUCGAUGUUCAGUUUGCGUAUGCUGAAAAUGCAACGAUGGAGUUCUCUCCCAAUGAAUAUUUUCCCUUAGAAACUGCAAAAGCCGUCGCUUCUGGCUCCUCUCAUAAAUCAUUACCGGCUGGCGCCAUUGCCGGUAUCGUCGUUGGUGCAGUCGCUGUAAUAGCUCUAGCAGGCGCUCUAUUCUACAUGUGCGGUCGCCACCGAACCAUGAAAGAAGUAUUUCACAAUGGGCCAUCGUCUGGGCCUCCAGCUAGCAGCAACCCUUAUGAUGAUUCUCAUAACUCAUAUAUGUCGCAAGGCGGCCGUACAGUUUCCGAAGCCAAUUAUCCAAACAUGUCCAAGUUCGCAUCUGGUCUUUCAGGCUUAGAUACCGCAUCUGGACGCUUUUCACCUCAUCAUGGUGCUUACACGGAUCCCGAUACGAAUAGUUUUAGAAGCCGAAGUCCGCCGAUUGAUGAAGUGGGUAUGCAGACGGUUAGAAAUGGCCAGUAUCAGAGUGUAUCGGUUGGAAGUCCGAUGGGAAGUCCUGGAUUCCCUAGCCCGGCGCAUAAUCACGAGUCACAUUUAAGUUCUCAGGGGUAUGGAGGACAGACAUUGAGUGAGAUGGAUGAUAGGAGUGCACAAGACGCUUUGAGAUUACAAGAGAAAGAAAGGCAAAACCAAGGCCAGGGCCCGAUCGAGCUCCCAGCUCCAAGCAGAAGCGCGAGUAUGACGGCGGGCGCGCCUUCCCCGGAAAGAGAAAGGCCGUUUUCGUACACAGAUAGCGAGAGUGGGUAUGCAGGAAUGAUGAGAAACGAAGUGGGUAAAGGCUACCGAUGAUGACCUUUGACGGAUAAUAAGGAUGGAGUUUAAUGGAGGAAAGGUAUUGUCAAUUCACUUCGCAGGAUUAGGAGUGGGAGGGAUGAAAAGCUUGGUGCGCUCGUGCUCGUGCUCGUGCUCGUGCUCGGGGCGAGACAGCUGAGGGUUAUUCAUGAUUUUGUCUGAUUUGAUUUGAUUUGAUACCACACUCUUUGGAAAUUAAUGUACCUACUUAAUUAGAUGUAUACAGAAUGGAAGGAGGCUUGAUUAUAGUAAUUCAUGAAUUUUUCACAAGCGGUACAGAAAUCCAAUGAAUGGUAUAUUUGUUUUUGGUCCUCGUUCUCCAUGAUCCCUUCAAUCAUUCCACCGGGAUUAUU